AUGAUGAUGCCAAGGGAAUCGAUCAAUCUUCAGUUAAUACCAUCUCUAUCAAAAUGAAAAAUUCUAACGAUACUCCGGCAUCUAAUAUAUCAGAUAAUAUUUCAAAUGAAAAGGAUAGCCGAUCUUUCACAUCUCUCAUUCAUAUAUCAUCGGAAGAGAAAGAAAUUAAUGAAUUUAUGGAAUUACAGGAAAAGGAAAGAGUUAGUAAUAUGGCAAGAGAAAGAAAUAGGGAAAAGAAGAUUUGCCGAGGGCGACAAAUAGUGCAAAAAACAUCUUCCUCUUCUGAUACACAAAAUGUAAUUUCUACUGAAAUAAAUCCUGUUGUCGAAAUUACCCAUGAGCAUAAAACCACUAAAUCAGAAUCAAUGCCUACUGAUCAAGCACAAAAUACCGGAAUCAAAAUUCCAUAUAAUAAAAGAGUCGAGCAAGACUUAAGGCGCGACUUAUCUGUGUUCAUUAAAAAGAAUAAUAAUAAAGUUAGUGAAGUAUUUGAUAUACAAAUUCCUGAAUUCUCGUUAGAAGUAAUUAUAACAGGAUCUAGCAAAAUUACAGCACAAAAUAUAGCUGAUAUAUUUGUUAUAGCAAUGAAAGUUAGACAAAAGAGAUUUUAUGCUGCUGAGGUAAGCAUUCCAAUUGUACCUAUCCCAUUAGCCCAUGACUCGGUCCCAGAAGGACCCUCUAAUUCUUCUGAUAAUUCCAAAAAAGAGGCGUGGUUUGAUGAAGAUAUGUUUUUCAAUGAGGCGAAUCCCAGUAAAGUGAACACUGUCACUUCGGACGAUGAUGU
Messenger RNA from Funneliformis mosseae, 784 nucleotides. The record is from the annotation of a GenBank genome assembly. NCBI's taxonomy places the organism in Eukaryota, Fungi, Glomeromycota, Glomeromycetes, Glomerales, Glomeraceae.